GUUGAAGCUCAAGGGAGCGUGCGAGAGACGUUUUUUUUCUCAACUAAAAAAACUGGCUUCUCGCCCACAUGACGUUGUGAAAGUUGCAUAAUAUGGUCCGUAAAACGUCCGUGUAGCGUUCCCGCCGUGCUUCCAGGAUGUCUGCGUCCACAAGAGUCAGUUCAGCGCCGAGUUUGUCGAGGCCUCAACCAGCAGCGGACACCAGAGUGGCAGAACAGAAUUUUCCGGUCCCUGCAGUGAGCAGAAAGAUGGAGACUUCUCCUGUCAAGCAGCAGGUCAUCCCACAUGAACUCCUGGUCACCCUCACUUCCACUGUCUGCAACAGGAGCACACCAGGGCAAACCGCACAUCGUCGGCACUGCGAGGGCUGUGGAAUCAGACGGCCAGAUGCAGUCUGGCAUCAUCCGCUUGGACGCAAGAAAUAUAAAUACUUUUUGGAGCAGCCAACCACGCUGACUGGAGCUGGCAGGGAUAUUUCAUUCCUGUGUGAUGCCAUGGUAACGCAGAGGAAGACAACACCCCUUCCACCAGUGACUGACAAGAACAGCAAUGGAGACACACAGAACUUGAGCAUCUCAGAAAGUCUGAUCCCUGAAGAAUAUCACAUUGUGAAAAACAAAGGGAUACGGAGCCUUGAGUUCUAUGAAGAUGCAUUCACAGUGCAGCUGAAGGAUGAUGAGCAGAAGCUUCGGGCCCUCCCUUCUCUGAACCCCAGUGGCCGGCUGGAAGUGGUCCAGCUGAUGAGGAUGAUGGAUGACAUGCUAGAGAAGGCUGGAGUGGAUCAGCAGAGUGAGGAGCUGACUGAGCUCUCCCAACUGGAGAGUUUGCUUGAGCUGGUGAAGGUUGAGCAGAACAUCUACAACAUUGUUUUCCAUGAGCUGAUCAGGCAGGUCAGUGUGGGCUGUGCUGAAAGAGGACAACUGCUCGCAAAACUCAGACAGCGCUACCAGUCUCUGCUGGAUCGAAUCCCUCACCGUCUGAAAGCUUUACACACUGAGGCAGUGGCACAGCGGGCUCUGGACCGCCGCCUCACAGAGGAGAUCCAUCGCAUCAAGACUUCCAUCCAGCAGCUAAGCACGGAAUUGUCCAAAAUCAGAAACCACGACGCCUUUGUUUCCCAUCAGGCAGAGCUCGCUCACCGGCAGCUGGCUGAGGCACUCAAGCAAACUCACACUAACUCUGAUGUGGUCCAGGGAUACCAUGAGCUGUAUGAGCUGCAGAGGACUCGCCUUGAGGCUCAGCUGCUCCAGAUGACAGAGGACAGAGACUGCUGGAGCCAGAUCACCUUCUGCCUUGCCCUCAAGGUGAUCAGUGUGAAGAAGCUGCAGUUGGUCAGUCGGCUGCAUAUUAUCGAGCAAAGCUGGUUCAAGACAGCAGAACACUGCAUCCUUUACCUCACUUCAAAGGAUACAGAAAACCUGAAGAUUGUUAUGCUGCUUACUGACUCCUGGAAAGAGCAGCUGAUCGCUCUCACGUCGCAGCUGAAGCAGAUUGAGCAUGCUCAGUGUGCACAGAUCAGUACCACUCAGCAAGGCAUCUCCAAGUGGCUUUCCUUCUGCACCACAAAAAAGAAGUCUACUGAUACACAAUAUGACAAAACAUCAGUGGAAGAGCUUCAUGCUGAUUUGAAGGAGUGGUCGAAUAUGUUGGCACUCCAGUGUGAGCAUUACCAAGGUGAGAAACAGCUUUGCUGCCAGCAGACACUGGGCGAACUUUGCAGUCUCCAGGAAAAAUGGGUGAAUAUGAGCCUUCAGCUGUUUAGGAGACACACUUCUCCUGACGGUGAACCCCCUGGAGGCCAGCAGGACCUCAGAGAACUGGAUAAGGUCCUAUCUGAGCUCCUCAAACAACUGGAAACACAAGUUAGUGGAGAGAAUGGGAUACACAGACGGAUCACGUCAUUGCUCGGGUUGAUAGAAUCCUGGGUCUCCAAAAUUGCCACAGUGAAUGGAUGGCCAGAAAUGAUGUCUGUCUCUGAUUGGCUGAAGCUGGAGAAAGCAUUGCAUGAUUGGCAGAGUUUGGCUGAAGAAGUUUUACAGUGCAUCAUGCAGACAGAGAACAAAAAAGACCAGAACAAGCCUGACAUAUAUACCAAGACCGAAAAUGUGUUAGACAAAGUGCAAGGGUUUAUUACCAGGUUGUCCAGCUUCACUGAGGGUGAGAACCAAACACUCCAUGAAGAAGUCAGUUCUGUUCACAUGGCUCAGACUCGCUGGAUGUUGGAUCUGUUGAUCCUCAUGGUGCCUGACCAGAACGAGGAGGAGAAUGAAGAACAGGACAACCACUACACUGCAAAGAUCUCACUGCAGACUCUGGAUGAUGAUGCAAGGAUGCUAACUGGGAAACUAGACUAUUUUUCCAGCUACAUCAGCAGCUCCUGCACCCUGAUUGUGGAGCAGCAGGUUGUCCCAAAUCUACGUAAAGCUGAAGAUGAAAAUGUGAUGAACGAAUGCAAAAAUCUGCAGAGGGAGUGUGUUGAUUGGGUGGAGACCUGUAUGAUACUGCUCUCAGGAGUUCAUGAUCGUCCUGUGGAGCUGCCUGUCAAACAAUCGAUGGCCACGUCCAACAAUAAUGCCCAGGUCUCUCCAGCAGACAGCAUGGACAAUCACGUGAAUCAUGAAGCUUCAGCAGACAAUGAGGUCAAAGACAUCAAAGAUGAGAGUGAGACAGAACUAAGAGAGAGCAUUGCUGAAGGAAAUGAAACACAACAACAAGAGGGGGAGCUAAUGGUUUGUGAGAGCCCUGUGGUGAGGCUGAUUGGCUAUGAUGGAAAUGUCACACAAAGAAAGCUGGGACAGAGCAGAGUCCAGCUGAAUGAGACUGAUGAGCAGGUUGUGUCUCCAGUGACAGAAGAAACCCAGAAAGCUUUUAGUGAUCUGACCACAGUAGGAUUACUGCAGCAUGAACUGCAUGAUUCUGAGGUGCGAGUGAAGACCACUGAGGAGAGAGCACUGAAAGCUGAAGACGCCCUGCAGGCAGCUCUGGAGAAGAUUAAAGACCUGGAAAGGCAACUGCAGGGUCGGUCCAGUCUGGAGGCCAAAACUAAUGAAGAAGAAAAGAAGCAACCACCUUCCCCGCUGCCAGUAGCAGUACCAGCUAGUGUAAAAGAAAACCACAGCUGAAAGCAAACCAACAAGCAGCAGUAUAUUACCACCCAUAUACUAGCUAACAAGUUUCCAAAGUAGCCCAGUGGAAUGAAAAGGUCCAGCUGUCCUUAUUCGGAAUGUGCAACUUCUGUAUGAUAAUUACAUCACUCCAUUGUAUGCAGUUCAAAUUUGUUUGUGCCUCCUUCAAAAAAUUAAAGUUGUGCAGAUAUUCAA
Molecule: messenger RNA, 3320 nt
Organism: Amphiprion ocellaris (clown anemonefish)
Lineage: Eukaryota; Metazoa; Chordata; Actinopteri; Pomacentridae
Gene: axdnd1
Product: axonemal dynein light chain domain containing 1
Exons: 26
Coding region: 138-3122 (994 amino acids)
Source: RefSeq, a predicted model, not a curated record